This is a messenger RNA of Adineta ricciae, 627 nucleotides long. NCBI's taxonomy places the organism in Eukaryota, Metazoa, Rotifera, Eurotatoria, Adinetida, Adinetidae. The record is from the annotation of a GenBank genome assembly.
AUGUUCGUUGAAGAGUGGCUCUUCCAUUGUUGUCGCAUUGCUAAUCUUUUUUUUCCACUGAUGACAUCACCGUUCUUAUCACCAAAUCACCGUAACAAUGUUCUUUUCGAAACAACUUCUCUCACAUCAAAACAAACGCUUUCCAAUGAUCUUCACGAUAUAUUUCACAUACUGAAACGUACGCCAAAUCAUCAAGAUCUAUCCCGGACAAAUUGGCCAUCACCGACAUACAUUAUUCAAAAGCAUACAAUUAUCAAUACACCCCUUUUCAGUCAAUAUCAACUUUCGCCUUUCUCUCACGAUGAAAAACAAGAAUUUAAUAACAUGGCAUAUUGCAUUGCUUAUUGUACGAUUAUUCUCAUGGGUAUUUCACUUGGUGGUUGGCUCGGCGGUCUUUUCGAAUUUCUAACAAAUGGAUUCAACGGAUGUAGCAAUGAACAUCGUGGCCAUACAAAAUGUCAACUGCAAUAUGCAUCUCCAAAUGUGACUAUUCGUUGUGUUAACAUAUUCUACAAGAAUUUGACGUUGAUUAACUCUGCGUUCAUAUGUCUGUGUCGUUUUCGUAAUUCUCCGCAACUGAAAUAUCGAGAUUGCGCAUAUCUGUAUGCUGACAUUCGAUCUUUUUAA